Messenger RNA from Salvia hispanica, 1482 nucleotides. RefSeq lists its product as uncharacterized. The record is from RefSeq and is a predicted model, not a curated record. Lineage: Eukaryota; Viridiplantae; Streptophyta; Magnoliopsida; Lamiales; Lamiaceae. Gene Ontology annotation, cellular component: plasma membrane. Gene Ontology annotation, biological process: defense response to other organism.
CAAAAAGCCAUGAGAAGUAGUGAUGUCAAUUUUUUACUAUAUUGGCCCGGAAUUGACCCGUGGACCAUUAGUUUGGAACUGUUGGUCAUAGUUCUAGGCCGAACCGGAACUGGAACCGAAAAUGGGUGGAAAUGGAACCGGCAGCAUCGAGUAUUAUUAUAUGUGGGUUUCUUUUGUAUUUUGAGGUGAACAGGAGGAUACUCUGCUUUUGCACUUAGAAUCAGUUUGUUUACUUGCCUUGCUUCCUCAACUUAUGUCUGAUUCUUUUUCUCCGCCUUUGAUUGGUAAGCUACCAUAUUUUCUUCUUCACUUCACUUUCGCACCAAUCCUCAGCCACCACAAUGUCCCACCACAAUGAGACAAAUCCACACUUUCUCCCCCGUCAACGCGAUUCGAUCAUCGAGUUUCCCUCACGCACGCCACCACCUCGCUCCAGGCCGCCGUCACGCCACCGUGGCCAUGCUCCGGUUGUGGUUGAAGCGCCGCCUCAUGUCCACCCCACACCUCGUUCUCCCCCUACGCAAGUUGCUCCACCGCCUCAUGGCCACCCUACACAGCACACUGCACCUCAUGUCCCCCCUACGCACGGUGCUCCACCGCCUCAUGGCCACCCUCCACCAUCUCAUGGCGGAACAUCGCCCCACCAUCCGGCCCAUGUUAAGCCCGUGGCACCCUUUGUCGCUGAGGUACCGCACCAAGAAUCCAGACCCCAUUCUGAUUCUCAUACGCGUCCUCAGCACGGAAGAGGCGGCCGCCACCCUGGUUUCAUCCACCCCCCAACAUCCCAACGGACCAGGCCGUUAACCUGGCUGGUGGCAGCAUUCUGUAUGCUCUUCUGGAUAUUGGUGAUUGUGGGAGGCCUGAUUGUCCUCAUCGUGUACUUGGUGUUCCGGCCGCGCAGCCCUUGGUUUGACAUCUCAACUGCCACCAUCAACGCGGCGUACCUAGACAUGGGCUACCUGCUGAAUGCGGACGUGACGGUGCUGGCCAACUUCAGCAACCCCAACAGCAAGGUGAAGGUGGAUUUCAGCUACGUGAUCUUGGAUCUCUACUAUGACAACAACUACCUCACCACGAGUUACAUCAAGCCGUUUGCAGUGAUGAGGGGCGAGUCGAGGUUUGCCGACGUGCACAUGGUGGGUAGCCAGGUGAAGCUGUCGAGUAAGCAUAGCAUGCAGCUGCAGAAACAGAUAGAAGAAGGAAGAGUGAACCUUGAGAUUAAAGGAUUGUUUAGAGCUAGGUCUAAAUUAGGAGGCAUUUUCCACUACUCCUAUUGGAUGUAUGCGCAUUGCCAACUCGUCGUCACCGGCCCUCCCACCGGAGUUUUGCUCAGGAAAAAGUGUGUUACUAAGAGGUGAACAAGUGCGGCCAUUUUGAAUGUCUUGCCUUCACACUUAUUUUUCUUGUCAUUUCUGGUUUAUUUAUCCAUUGUUUUAGUCUUGAAUAUUUAAAUGUGAGUUUUGAUCGAUUCAUUCUUUUCUA